AUGGCAAUCCGUGUUCAACCAUUACGUGAUCUUGCCAAAAUUCAACACUACUAUGGAUUCAGGUAUCUUUUAAAUCCAGGAGUUCAUGAGAAGAUAUUUGAUAAACUUGACCUUCCUCAGACUUACCAAGAUACUUCUAAAUUAAAGGUUUUGGAUCUGUACCCUGGCCCAGGCCAGCACUCAGCCAUAUUCCAUAACAGAUUUAAGCCCUUACAACAUGUGCUAAUGGAUGCGCGACCGGAUUUCGUGAAGCAUCUUCGCGGGCUGAGUUCUACACAGAAUGACAGUUUUCAGCUAUAUGGUAAGGACCCAUACGAAUGGCAGUCAUAUACAGACCUUAUAGACGUUGAGAAAAAAUUUGUACCGUCGAAGAGAAGUCUUGAUUCGAUUCAUGAUGAGUUUUUGGUCCUUGCGAAUCUUACCGGUAUGGUAGGAGAAGGAUUAUUUAUGCAAUGGCUGGCAUGCGUAGGAAAUAGGAACUGGCUUCAUCGCUUCGGAAGGGUAAAAAUGCUAGUAUGGGUCUUGGAGAGCACUGCCAUGAAAAUUCUUGCAAGGCCGGGGGACCAACUGCGUUCUAAGUGCUCAGUUGUGGCUGACACCUUUACUGAUACAAAAUUGGUAGCCACAAUGGAAACUAAGAACUUGCACAAGUUUGGCCAAGGGGUGAUUGAUUCCCACAAACCAGUUCUUUUCCCUGAGAAUGAUGUUUGGAUGCCCAGCGGUAAACCAAUUAGUCUGCUAGAAGUCAAUCCUUCUAAGCACAAUAUUGAUUUAGAUAACUUUGAUUACGUGACGAAGCACUUAUUAAUCUUGAGAAGCACGCCACUAUGUGAGGCUUUCGAGUCGCUGGGCCAUGGCGGAAGGGAUUAUUUCACUACGGUCAUCAAAGACAAGAAAUUUCUACGAAAGUGUCCAAAAGAAUUGACGUCUUCAGAAUUUUUAAUGAUAACUGAGGCAUUUGUGAAUUGGCCCUUCAAGCCCGAUAUAUAUAUGGACUUCAUUGAUGUGUUUCAAGACAAUGACUGA
This is a messenger RNA of Lachancea thermotolerans CBS 6340, 1026 nucleotides long. RefSeq names its product RNA polymerase specificity factor (gene MTF1). The coding region runs from base 1 to 1026 and encodes 341 amino acids. The record is from RefSeq and is a predicted model, not a curated record. The transcript has a single exon. Gene Ontology annotation, cellular component: mitochondrial matrix; mitochondrial DNA-directed RNA polymerase complex. Gene Ontology annotation, molecular function: mitochondrial transcription factor activity. NCBI's taxonomy places the organism in Eukaryota, Fungi, Ascomycota, Saccharomycetes, Saccharomycetales, Saccharomycetaceae. Gene Ontology annotation, biological process: transcription initiation at mitochondrial promoter.